Epinephelus moara (kelp grouper) is the source of this 6200-nucleotide messenger RNA. Its product is annotated as somatostatin receptor type 5-like. The coding region runs from base 300 to 1484 and encodes 394 amino acids. The record is from RefSeq and is a predicted model, not a curated record. NCBI's taxonomy places the organism in Eukaryota, Metazoa, Chordata, Actinopteri, Perciformes, Serranidae. Gene Ontology annotation, molecular function: somatostatin receptor activity; neuropeptide binding. Gene Ontology annotation, biological process: neuropeptide signaling pathway; regulation of insulin secretion; cellular response to glucocorticoid stimulus. Gene Ontology annotation, cellular component: membrane; neuron projection. The transcript is spliced from 4 exons.
GACUCUUCAUCAGCUUUGGGACGCAUCCUCCACGCACGCAUAGUUUCCCUCAGACCUGACCUAUAAGCAAAACCCUGGAGAUAAUGUUGGGUUUUGCGCCUCUGGGAAAGGACUUCUGACACAGAGAAAAUGCCUCAAGAUGAAAAGUCAAGUGAAAGAAAAAAGCGAGAGUUGAUUUUGACCUCAGAAUUACCGCACGUUUCCAAAACCGCAUGAAUUCCGUGGGAGACGCGCAUCACGGCACCGGAUAGUGGAGAGGAUAACAGGAGCGCACAGACACCAGCACUCCCACCUUCAACAUGGACGGCUACUACAACUGGACGCUGACAUCUGAGAAUGGCAGCAUGUCUUCCUCCCAGCCCUACCCCAGGGACCACACCUAUAACAAUACCUCAGAGGUUGCUGCGCCAAUGCCCUUCAGCACAGUCACCGCAGUCGUCUACACCAUUGUCUUCAUUGUGGGUCUUCUGGGAAACACGCUGGUCAUCUAUGUGGUGGUUCGCUACACCAAGAUGAAGACUGUAACCAACAUGUACAUCCUCAAUUUAGCAUUGGCGGAUGAACUCUACAUCCUGGGAAUUCCCUUCCUUGGCACCAACAGUGUACUUUCCUACUGGCCGUAUGGGGACUUCUUCUGCAAGGUGUGCAUGACUGCAGAUUCCAUGAGCCAGUUCUCCUCCACCUUUUGCCUGACGGUGAUGAGCAUCGAUCGCUACCUGGCUGUGGUUCAUCCUAUUCGCAGCGCCAAAUGGCGGAAGCCACAGGUGGCCAAGGUUUUUAAUUGCAUGGUGUGGGUCGUGUCCUUUCUGAUUGUGCUGCCGGUCACGAUCUACUCACAUGUACAGGAGGAGUUCAACACCUGCAACAUAACCUGGCCUGAGCCACGGGAAUUGUGGUCUAUUGUCUUCAUCCUCUACACAUCCAUCCUGGGCUUCUUUGGUCCUCUAAUUGUCAUCUGCCUCUGCUACCUGCUCAUUGUCAUCAAGGUGAGGUCAGCAGGUGCGCGUGCAGGCCUGACUAAGCGACGCAAGUCGGAGCGUAAGGUGACGCGCAUGGUGGUGAUCAUCGUGUUGGUGUUUGUGCUUUGUUGGAUGCCCUUCUACACUACCAACAUCGUCAACCUGUUUCAUACCAUCCCUGAGAACAACACCACCGCUGCAGUCUACUUCUUCCUGGUCAUCCUCACCUACGUCAACUCCUGCGCCAACCCAGUCCUCUACGGGUUCCUCUCUGACAACUUCAAGCAGAGCUUCCAGAAGGUGCUCUGCUUCCACAAACCAAAUGGUGUUGGCACGACAGGCCAGGUGGGACGUAGACAGACUUCACCCAAGGAAAACCACAAUCCUGUUGUCUCACCCAGAAACCCAGCGCAGAAUGGAAAACCACAGAGCAUUCAGCAGCCUAUCCAGAUGGAGGUUAUUGGAGACCUUGACAGUGAGCCUUUAACUUUGAAGACAGAGUUGAACGGCCAGGGAUCAAUAUGAAUUUUCAAGCAGACCCACCAUGUAAAUGAGCGAUACAACAUGGGACUCCUGGACCUUUUCUUGAGUGGUAUUUACUGUCUUUAUUGCUGAUCCUCCCACUCUGACUGGAGCAUUUGUGGAGAGGACCAGAGGAACAAAGUAGGAGAGAAAACGACAGACAUCAUAUCAUCACAAAUCUCAGCAUAUUUGUUCUUCUUUGUACUGUAUCUAGGUUGGCUGCAUUGUACAAAACAUUAGUUUAUGUCAAGAUGAAAGAUCUCAGUACAAUACAGUCAUGACACUUUAAAGUGCUGUAAAUUCUCAAAGUGAUUUACUUUAACUACAGAGAAAACUAGACUUGUAUUUUCAAGCAGAUUUACAGUUGAUCAUAUUCUAAUAAGAAACCUUGUUUUCUGAUCUGUUUCAUUUGUUGAUGAUAUUUCUUGCUAAUAAUUCAAACUCAACGCUUCUCUGUUAUUUUGAUAAAUUCAGUAAAAUGUACAUUUCACAGCACUAACACACAUCUGUGCAGGAAAGUGUUGACAGCGGGAUUCAACGAUACAAUACAGGAUUGCACAAUAAAUGUCGUACAAGCUAGCUUCACACCGAAUGACUAGAAGUAAUUAAUAAGUGAGGACAGUAUUUCUGUUCAACCUGGUCUUAAUCCGAAGUCGUUAAAAACUGGCGCUUGGGCACUGACUUACGCCGUCAGACACUGGAAAAAAAAGCCGUCCUUUCAUGUCAGCAUGCUACCACCAGUCGCCAUUUUUGGCUAGUGGUGACCUGUGGCAUUGAAACGUUGAAACAAAAGUUAAGGGGGCAAAAAGUCUGACUUGCGUUGGGGUGAGUGGUGGUCUAACAGCUACAGACUUUCCAACCUGGGCUCACUCCAAUAUCGUCAAAAUCCAGCGCUUGGGCAUUGACUUGGGGCGUCAGACGCUGAUGAAAAAAGCCGUCCUUUUACGUUAGCAUGAUCCGUGGCCAGCUGCUAGUUUAACAGUGCUAAGCUGCGUCAGGGGGAAACAUGGCGGGACAAGAACAAAAGUUACAAUGGCGAAAGUGCAUGUAGGGCAGGUGGGAGAGGUGGUGGAUGGGUCCAACAAACACAGAUUUCCACCCGGUGAGAGUGGUACUUGGGUCCCGUAAGAUUAUAAAGCCAAACCCUGUUCUUUUUGCCUAAACCUAACCAUGUGCGUUUGUUGUUCAAUGAAAAAAAAAAACACCAAUUUGUGUUGUUGUACUGAUGUAGUGCGUUUAUUUUUAAAGAUACUGUAUGUAAACAGUAAAUUUCCUGUGGAAACGGAAGUGUAUUUUGAAAGAAGACAAUGCAUGUAACAGGCAGAACUUGACAUGAAGUCCCAGAACGUCAACAACUAAUGCACCCAGGGUACCUUUCACGUCAUAUCUUGACAUGGAAAGUCCAUGACCAAACAUCGAUAUGUGAUGAGGUUGAAGUGAGAAAGUGUUGUUCUGUUAGAGCAAUAAUUCAACAUUUUUGGAAAUACAUUCUGGCAGAUAAAUCGAUGAAAGGAAUGAUACCACUCUCAUAGCUGUCUGUUAAAUAGUCUAUAAAGCUACAGCCAGCAGCGGGUUAGCUUAGCUUAAUAUUAGCUGCUUGUACACACAUUUUUUAAACUUCAGGACAGAGGCAAGCUAGCUGUUUCCCUGUUUCCAGUCUUUAUGCUAAGCUAAGCUAAGCUAACCGGGUCACUGGCAGUAGCCAUAUAUUAAUAACACAAUUCAAUGAAAAGAUAUUCUCCAAGGCUCUAUUUUUGCCUCCCUAAGUUGAUUAUCCAUUUAUCCCUUGUUACAUGCUAAAGGUGUCAAAGAAAUAGAAAUGUAUGUACAUAAAUAUAUCCAGUCAAAUAUGAGUCUAGCUCACAUAUAAAAUAUACUGUAUAAUACGUGACAUUAUCUAAGCUAAAAACGCUUUAACGCCCGUUUAACUGACAGACAUGAGAGUGGCAUUGAUCUUCUUAUCUAACUUCUAGCUAGAAAGCAAAUCAGUGCUUUUUCCUUACUUUAAAAAAGAGAAACUAGAACUGGAAAUGUAUGUUCUGCUAAAUUUAGAAGUCAUUUUAGCACAGGUAAUUUCACACUGCUCAACAUUUUUAUCACUAAGCCUUCAUGGUGCGUCGGGGUUCUCUCUUUAAUUUGAAAAUGUACAGUAUUUAUUUGUGCUGUUUUCACUAGAGUGAGCCCCUUUCUGUUGGUUAACUGUAAAGCUUGUUGAAAUAUUGUUGAUGGUCAUGACAGUUGUAUUUCUAUGGGCUUGUUAGUUUUGGCUUUUUGUAACAUUUUGACUUUGAUGUUACAAAGCUGUGAAAAAUGCUUCUUAGUAGCUCAGCCCAGCCCAGCCCUCUUCUCUCUCACAUUUCUAAAACAACAUCUGCUGCAGUGGGUGCCAUGGUGAAGUAAAGUCAUUGUUUAGCUGCUGCACCAUGAGCUUUGACAUUUGAUGCCAACAUUUAGGAUGUCGUUAGACACUGUUGCAUCUCCAUAUUUCUAACUUGAUGUUAACGAUGUUUAUGGUCAGGUUUGAGCUUAUUUAAAAGAACUACUCAGUAAGAUGGACCUGUGGAAACAUGGAUACCUUACAGGAGGCAUUUGUUAUGUGUAGCCUAUUAGAAACACUGUGAAUUUUAAAAUAAUAGGUUUUGUAAAUAUGGAGUCUUGUGUUCCAUGACAUAACAAAAAGUCUAACGUAAUCAUUUUGUCAAAGACGCCAUCAUGAAUAACAAUGAAUAGACAAGUCUGUUUUGCAUGUUGCAUUAAUGCUAAGUCCAGUCACCAGAAGAAAGUGAUGGUAUUGUACUUUUCUCUAAACUAUGGAUAUGUUACAUUAGUAGGUUUCACAUGUAACAUAUCAACGUUUCAGUGUGACACAGUGUAUCAGCUGACUCUGUUAUCGGGAAGUUGCAGGGACAGUGGAUGGCUCAGCACCAAGACCAGCUGGCUGCCAAGCUGCAGCAACCAGUGUUUCCAGGAGCUUUUGGGCAGCCAGACAUGGGUAUUUCUGCAACCCAUCCCUACUUUUCCAGCAGCAUUUGUGCAACCAAACAUGGGUUUUUAGCAACGUGCUGCUGCCUUUCCAGGGGUAUGAAGCCACCAAAUAUGGGUAUUUUUAAUGACUGGUUGCUGCUUUUCCAGCAGCUUUUAUGCUGCAGAAUGGAUUGUUCUUAGCAACCCUUUGCUGCUUUUCCAGCGGCUCUUGUGCCACAGAAUAUAGGUGUUUAUUAGCAACCCAUGGCUGCUUUUCCAGCUACUUUUGUGCCACCAAAUAUGGUGUUAUUUAGUAAACCAUGACCGCUUCUCUAGCAGCUUUUGUGUCACCAAUUAUGGGAUUUUUUUUAGUGACGCUUCGCCACUUUUCCAGCUCUUGUGCCAUCAAACGUAAAUGUUUUUAGUAGCUUUUGUGCCGCUGAAUGUGGUGUUUUUAGUGACCAAUGCUGGUUUUCCAGCGACUCUUGUGCCAUCAAACGUGGGUGUUUUUUUUAGCCACCCAUCACUGCUCUUCCUGAGGCUUUUGUGCAACCCAAUAUGUUGUUUUAUAGUAACCCAUCACUGCUUUUUUGGCAGUUGUGUGUAUGCAACAAAUGUGGGUGUUUUUUAAGCAACCCAUCCCCGCUUUUCCGGUGGCUUUUGUGCCGCUGAACAUGGGUGUUUUCAGUGACCCCCUGCCGCUUUUCCAGCCGCUCUUGUGCUGCAGAACAUCAAUGUUUUACAAAAGCUUGUUGCUGCUUUUUCUGCGCUUUGUGUGCUACUAAACAUGGGUAUUUUAGGCCAAAACCUGACCUUUUCCUAACCAUAAUCAAGUUUUUGUGCCUAAACAUAACCAAACAUUAACCACAGUGUUGUUAGAAAUGUUUCAACGUAUCCUCUGUAUAAUAACAUACUUUCUAACAUAUGUGUCAUUUGUGAAAUGUAAAAUGCCAACAUUUUUUUCUGGCGAUUGGGUUGCAAUGCUACACAUUACAAAGUAAGGCUGCUGACAUGAGCCUGCAUGAAACAAAGCUCUUCUAUUGUACCUCUAUCCCAUGAACAGACAGUUAAUGUUGAAUGUCACUGUGAUUUAUCAAUAUUAUAGCAGGUUUAUUUGUCAGACUAAUGCACUUUAUCGUUAUUUCCAGUCUGGACAGAACAGUGGCAGCUUUACGCUUGAAUGUUAAUGUCUCUCAACAUAAACCACUUUAGUUUCAUUUUUUGGAAUUGUCUGUAAAUGAAGUUAAAGUAGUUUCAAUGCAAAAGCAGUAAACAUGAAGAAGUACUAUCUUUCUUUCCCCAGGGCAGGUCAUUGGAACAGACUUGGGUGUAUUAUGUGGUAGAACUUUAGAACAAUGGCUUGCCACAAAAAUAAAUAUACACGUAAAAAUCUGAUUCCAGCAAAAUGAAGGGAGGCAGUUAAAAGUUUUCCUGUGAGCUGACUUUUUAUUUGUUGUUAAUGGUGGCGGGCUAUUGAAUCUUGAAUCUGAAUUGUUUUGUUUUUCUCAGAUUAAUGAUCCAGCAACCGUUUUAUUGUUUCUUUAAUAAAUGCAACCAUAUCAAAACACAGUGUGGAGUUCAAACUGUUUAAAGGAGAGAUUUGGAUUGUUCUGAAGUCUAUCUUAACGUUGAAAGAGUUAUUGGUCACUGCAAUCUUUAUCAAUCCCCAUGCUGGUUGUGAAGUGAUCCUUUGCAAAUGAAACUACACUGUAAAAGACAGGAGACAAAAUCCACAGUCCUCAUUCUCAAGUUAAA